CCGGUGACUGGCGCUUCCGAAUCACAGAGAAUGCAGGAGUGAUUUUAUGGCAAAUUUUAAGUCAGCCAUUUAUCAGCUUGUUUCGACUUGCUCACUGUGUGGCCUGUUUCAUUUUAAAUAAAAAGCAGUCACGGAUUGAGAUUACCUGGCACUAAGGUUGUCCUAUUAGGGGUCGCCACAGCGGAUCAUCCGUCUCCAUACCUCUCUGUCCUCUACAUCCACCUCUGUCCCACCAACUACCUGUGUGGACAUGGAAAUUGGAGAAUUGCUAGAACUGGAAAUAAUCAAGGUUGAGGAUCCUGGAUGCAUUUGGGGUCAAAUUGUGAAAGGACAGGGUGUGCAGGUCAAUAAUCCUCAAGACUAUGAGAACCUACAUGUUAAAAUGAAUUUCUUCUAUCACAAAGUCGACCUGGAUGUGAAAAAAUUAAAACCAUCGUCAUUGGAGAAGGAACAGGUGUGUGUAGUGUUUUGGCCAGAGCUAAGGAGCUGGUGCAGGGCCAAAGUGGAGUCUCUGUUCUUGGGAUCAGCAACGAGUCAGGCCACAUGCUUCUUGGUUGACCACGGAGAGCGUGUCGUUGUCAGCGUAGAUGAUGUAAGAUCUCCUCUUGAUAAGUUCCUGCAACUGCCCUUCCGGCUGCUAAGAUUCAAACUGGCUCGCAUUCACCCAAUGAGACUUAAAGUACAAAUCUGCAACAUGACAGCAGAGCUAGUUUCAUCCAGUCACUGGGACAGCUCUGCUACAAAGUACCUCCACAAUCUUCUACAAGCCUCUACAUUGGUUGAAGCUGUUUCUUGUGGAACACAAGAUGAUUGCACAGCUGUUGAGCUGUAUUUGACCAUCAAAAAUGUGAAGAUCUGUGUAAACGAUGAUUUGGUGGUGAAAAAGUUUGCAUAUUUCUCAAGUGAGACGGCUCUGGAGGAUCAGAGUGGGUGUGUCGAUCGCUCUCCUGUUAGCUUGGCCUGGGAUAUUUUCAGCAGUCCUCAAGAGAUUCUCAAAAUAAAUAGCUGCUGUGCAGUGAGGUCUGGUCCUUCACACUUCCUAACCAGGAAGAGCAUUAAUGAUUUAAUUCCAGAAAUGGAUCAUGUGAAGUCUCAAGUGACUGCUGUGAAUUCAGUUUUUCCCACUGGAGCACUAGCUGCUCUAGAAAAUGGGGAGUCUGAUGGACAGGAGAUAUUUGCAGUACAUCACAAAGGUGGAGAGACCAAGAGCACUGAAAAGGGCAAUGAACAGACUGGGGACUUUAAGGAAACAUAUACAGAGAGUACCCUUGCAGAGGAGUUGUCUGAAAAACUAAACUUGUUUAGAUUUCAGAUGUUUUUGAACCCCUUCUCAGAUUCACAGAGUAUCAAACAUGAUAUUAAUGAAGAUAUUCAAAAGUCUUCAAGUGAAACUUCCAGUGAAACAGCAGAAGUACAGAAUGACCUCAGUAGUACAAGUGUCAUCCCAACCAUGCAGAAGGAACCAACUCUCAGACAAGAGACAGAACAAACAAGCAACACAGGCCAAUUUGCUUGUGACAGAUUGCUACAGUUGCUGAACCCAGAUCCAAUAAACCCAGACCAAGAGUCACUUGAUGAUAAUGUUACAUGCUGGAAACCGAACAUGACUGGAGUUUUGGUGCACUCAGCUGUCUCCAUCAACCCCUGUCGAAACAUGACCCGGGCUCCCAUCACUGAGCAAUUCCGUAAAUUUCUGUUUAGGAGAAGUUAUACAGGACCAGGUCUGGCUGAGAGCUACUGCUGGCCAUCUGUGGCUCGAGGUUGUGACACAUUGCUGAUAUCCCACCGUGGAGAAGAUCCUCUCACCUAUAUCCCACCUCUGUUGACUCAACUGCAGUUAGCCUCUUUGCAGAGCAUCACCGCACACACUGGACCCAUAGCAGUGAUUGUGUGUCCGGGUUGGGAAAAGGUCGGGUCAGUGCUGGAGCUACUAGAGGAGAGUCAGGCAGCAGUGAAUCUUCAUCCUGUUGAUGUCCUGGUUGGUGAAUGCAAGAAUGAGGCUGAACAAAUCAAGAUUCAGAACAACUGUCAGUUGCUAGUUACCACCCCAUUUAGCCUGGCAAGGUUGCUGGAGGUGCAGUUCUUCCACUUUUAUAGGCUCUGCCACCUGGUUCUAGAUGAGGCUCAUGAGCUCAUCUCAAGAGCUCCCGAACAGAUGAAUGCCAUUUUACAACAUUACCAAAAAGUGGUGUCCAGAGAGGAGAGAACUGCGUGUGUGCAGCAGCUUGUUGUUGUUUCCAGACAAUGGUGUGGAGAGCUGGAGACUGUGAUCCGGAAUCACAUGUUUAACCCCUGCAUCAUUAUUACAGUGCCAGAAGAGGCAGCAUUAUACGGUGCGGUUCAACAGACAAUACUGAUGUGUGUGGACUGCAAUAAGACCUCACUGCUGCUCAGCUCUUUGGAUUUCAGCCCCUCUGUUCCCCAGAAAACCCUCAUCAUUACUAACUCUACAGAGGAGGUGGAGCAUGUGUAUAAGGCUCUCAGCAGCAAAGCAGCAUUCUCUCUCAAAGUUCACGAGGGACUUACUCACCAGUUUGAUGUUGUGGUUGAGCAGUGGAGGAAAGACAUUGGUCCAGGCACACAGGUUAUCUUGGUGACCACCAAUGAUUGCAUGAGGUCCCUGGGUAUCAGAGACGCCACAUGCGUGGUGCAUUAUGGUUUUCCCAGCUCCCCUAAACUGUUUGGGAACCGGAUGUUCUGCAUGCGAGAGAAUUUUCAGAAUCUUGUCUGUAAGAAUCAGUUUGAUGGCUCCUCUCCUGCGGCACGUUCUGUGUUGCUGAUCUCGGAGCAGAAUGCUCGUCAUGUGUCUGGUCUGCUGCGCUAUCUAAAGCGUACAGACUCUCUACUGCCACCAGAGCUCAUGCAGUUUGCCCAGGGAGUCCAACAGGCCAAGGAACAGUGGAAAGCUGACCGACCUCUCUGCAGCUAUCUAAAGACCCUGGGCUUUUGCAGGGACAGCUUCAUGUGCCCAGACAGACAUAAAAUCAACAAAUUUCUUGACUGUCCCCAACACCUAGACUCUGGGACUGUUUUAACUGCAAGUGUUUACUAUGGACGUAUCGUGGACCAGAAGGAGAACGGUUACGAGAAACUUGCUGCUGCAAUGAAGUCACACUACGCUAAAGAACGGCUUUGUGCAAAGGAAGUGAUAGAGGGAGGCUUUUAUGCAGUGCAGGAAGAUGAUGUAUAUCAUAGGGUGUGUGUGACCAAGGUGCCAGAAAAGGGACGCCAGCUGUUCAACAGUGUCAAAGCUCGGUUUGUAGAUGAAGGACGUAUACAAGAAGUGAAGUCAUUUGAACUGCUGCAGCUUCCCCUAGAGUUCCAGAGCUUGCCAGAUCAGGCUGUUGAAAUCGUUCUGUGCAGGGCCCAACCCAUUGAUGGAGAGAUCGACUGGAACCCAAAGGUUACCCGAGCUAUAAGUCAGAAAAUCAAAGGAAAAAAACAUCAUGCCAAGGUGGUAAUGCGUUUGGGCAACACGCUAUGGGUCGAUCCGAUGGUAUACAUGACACGUAUGCCAGGCCUAAAGAUCUUUAUAAACGAGUAUAAUGUCCAUUCAGAGAUUGUUGCCACUGGGAUGGGAACCAUAAACCCUAAGCAUUUGGAGAUGCUCAAGUUACUGUGCCAAGGAGAAGAGGCUUCUGCUGACGUGGAGCUUAGUGAGAGUAAUGGAUGUGAAAGUGAGGUGGUGACACUGGAACAGAGGGUUCAGGUGCAGAGUGCAGAAGCUCACACCAGUCAAAUGAAGAAUGGAAUCAAUAUCUCUGAACAUUCAGAUACUAAACCAUUACAGAACCCUGAAAAUACAAACCAUAUCACUGAACCUAAUGGAAGACAAAAUAAGGACUCUUUGGAAACCUGUCUAGAUGCUGAACACAUGGUUGGAUUUUUACCUCAGAACUGGACCCCUGCUCUUUCUAACAGCUCAGUUGAAGACAACUGUAAAAUAAAAAAUGAAGCCUUACACACUGGCUGUAGACAAGAUAUUCCUGUACCCAAAAGUUCUCACCCUCAGAUAAAGUGGUUUCAAGACGAAGAGUCUGUCACUCUUAAAAUCAAGCUUAUAAACCCCAUGAUGCAGAAGUGUGAAUUCUUCUCUCUCCGAGUGCUUUACAGUGCCUAUGUGAACAGUGACCAUUACAGUGCCAGUCUUGAGCUGCACAGUGAGAUCAGAACACAGCAGUGCUCAUGGCAGAUGGAGUGCAAUGAACCAGUAAUCAGACUUGUGAAGAAAGAGAAAGGAGAAUGGAAGACACUACUUAAAUACAAGAGUGCUUUUGUAAGCUAUGAUUUUGACCACAUUGAAGUUGAAGAGCCUUCUCCUUCAAAUGGAAGUUGGUUCAUGGGAAACACAGGAGAAGAGGGCUUCUACGUGACCUCUGAGAGUGAGAGUGACUGAACAGACUGAAAAUGGAUUAUACGCCUACAAUGGUUGUAAAAGGUCUACACCUCAUGUUGAAUUUGCACGUCCUUGUGAUAUGACAAAAAGAAAACAUUGUCAUUAAUAACAUUACUGACUGUUGGGACAUGUAUGCACCCCCUUGAACUAAUUCAGUGAUCUUUAGAAGUAUUAUUUUGUUCUUGUUAUAGCAAUUUUGUUAUUUAAGUUUGGAUGUGGCUGUGUUUAGAAUGAACCGAUGAGAUUUAAUCUCAUGUUCAAAAGUUGUUGUUAUUCAGCUGUCAUCAAUGCAAUUAUUUUUAUUUAUCUCACCUAAAGAUCUAUUGUUUCUGUAUGAUAUUUUUUGAGGUAAUUUUGAAUUUGAUUGCUGCAACAUGUCUAAAGGAAUUUGGGAACGGGCAACAAAAUGCUAGAAUAGUAAGUGUUAUUAAAAGAAACAGCUGGAGGAACAUUUUGCAACUAGGCUAAUUGGCAACAAAUGAGUAACAUGAUUGGGCUUAAAAAGUGUAAAUUUUGUCUACAAAUUGUUGAACUAUUUCAGAAUAAUGAUUUACAGAAUCAGGAGAAAUUCACAGGCACAGAUGCCUGUGCUCUUUUGGCUUUCAGGCAGCACUGCAGGGGCUCAUAAACAUCUCCAGAAAUUAUAUAUAUAUAUAUAUAUAUAUAUAUAGAUAUAUAGAUAGAUAGAUAGAUAGAUAGAUAGAUAGAUAGAUAGAUAGAUA
Molecule: messenger RNA, 5118 nt
Organism: Silurus meridionalis
Lineage: Eukaryota; Metazoa; Chordata; Actinopteri; Siluriformes; Siluridae
Gene: tdrd12
Product: tudor domain containing 12
Biological process (GO): germ-line stem cell division; transposable element silencing
Molecular function (GO): ATP binding; nucleic acid binding
Source: RefSeq, a predicted model, not a curated record